Nicotiana tabacum (common tobacco) is the source of this 1131-nucleotide messenger RNA. Its product is annotated as glutathione S-transferase L3. Gene Ontology annotation, biological process: protein glutathionylation. Gene Ontology annotation, molecular function: glutathione transferase activity. Lineage: Eukaryota; Viridiplantae; Streptophyta; Magnoliopsida; Solanales; Solanaceae. The record is from RefSeq and is a predicted model, not a curated record.
CGUAACUUCGUCACUGCUCUGCUCAAACAACAUCUUCGUAUCCUCUAUAAAGUUCUCAAUUCUCAUUCUCAUACUCCUAUCAAUUCAUACUUCCAGAAUUUUCUGAGUUCUCUCUCUCUGGCAUUCAUAGGAGCAAAAAAUUAGCAUCAAUGGCUACCCCAAGUGUUCAAGAAGUUCUUCCACCAUCACUUGAUUCUACUUCCCAACCUCCGUCUCUCUUCGACGGAACUACCAGGUUAUACAUCAAUUAUAUGUGCCCCUAUGCUCAGCGUGUGUGGAUUAUCAGGAAUGUCAAGGGCUUGCAAGAUAAGAUCAAGUUAGUUCCAAUUGACCUUCAGAAUAGGCCUACUUGGUACAAGGAAAAAGUUUACGCGGAAAAUAAGGUACCCUCUUUGGAGCACAACAACAAAGUGAUCGGAGAAAGUUUGGAUCUGAUUAAGUAUGUUGAUAGUAACUUUGAAGGGCCAUCUCUUCUGCCUGAUGAUCCGGAAAAGCAGAAGUUUGCUGAAGAAUUGAUAGCCUAUAGUGAUACAUUCGUCAAGGAAGUAUAUGGUUCGCUUAAAAAAGAUGCACAGAUACUGGCUGGAGCACAAUUUGAUUACCUGGAAAAAGCUCUCGCAAAAUUUGACGACGGACCUUUCUUCCUCGGUCAAUUCAGUCAGGUUGACAUAGCAUAUGCUCCAUUCAUCGAAAGGUUCCAAAUUUUCCUGCAAGAGGUGUUUAACUAUGAUAUCACAUCUGCGAGGCCGAAACUAGCCAAAUGGAUUGAGGAAGUCAACAAGAUUGAUGGUUACAAGCAAACGAAAGUCUUGGAUCCCAAGAGACUGGUUGAAUACUACAAAAACCGUUUUAUGGCCUAGAAUUUCAAAACGGUUUGUCAACCAUUGGUGAAACUGCGAAUGAAGCACGCGCUGUAUAAGUAUGUCAUGGAGUUCUACAGAAUUGUUGAUUAGUAAUAGAUAAAUAAAUUGGUCAUGUCCUUUUUUUUAUCUGUAGAAUUGUGAAUUAUUUUUGGGGUUUGGUGUUUAUGCUAGGGACUUGGAUUAACACAGACGUAAAAUUUCAUGUAAUGUGAUCUCUGUUGUCUGUGUGUUUGCAGCUUCUUAUUGAAAUAUUCUGUUUAUGGCCUGA